AGGUGCAUCAGACCAGGUGUAUCAGGUGUGCUUUAUAACAGGCGAGGUGCAUCAGGUAUGGUAUAUAACAAGCAGCAGUUCUCUUCAUAUCAUCAAGUGUGUGUGACAUAACCACGGCACAGCCACUGGUAGCACAAAUGAGUUACAGGCAAACAACGAUGGAUUAUAUGUCUUCGCAUUCACUCUACGGACAUCCCAGAGACGGGGUAGCAGAGUUUAGUUUGACUGCUGUUCAUGACAGGACUAACAUAGCUGCUGAUGACAAUAGCAAGAGUGAUGACGACAUAUAUUCCAAGAUGGCUGCCGGUGUGUUUACGUGUAUUGGAGAGAAGGAAAGCCGAGAACGAUUCACAGAUUUCACUGUAGUAGUCCAGGAUGUCAAGUUCAGGUGCCACCGUUUUAUUCUGAGCGCGUGUUCCACGUUUUUUGAAGCUCUGCUUAGAACUGAUAUGAAGGAGACAAGCGAAGGUACCGUGGCGCUGGGUGGAAUGGAACCUGCGACCUUUUCUCUAAUCCUCGAUGUCUUGUAUGCCGGUGCGAACAUUUUGUCAACAGAGAACAUGUUUGUAGUCUGGCACGCUUCCAAUCAAUUACAGAUCGAUUUUUUAAUCAAGACAUGUGAGGAAUUUGUGAUUAAAAAUAUGACGUCAUCGAACUGCUGGACUGUGUACAAUGAAGCCACAAAACUGGACUCGGCCAAAGUUUUAGGUGACGUCAGAAAGUAUCUGACCGUCAACUUGCCUGACGUAAUUGUCAGUGACAGCUUCAUGUGUCUGUCACUUGAUGACAUGAUUGGCAUUCUCCAACAUCAGCCUCGGCCUGUCUGCACAGACUUUUCUGUCUUCUGUCUGCUGAGGUGGGCGUGUGCUGAGACAGACUCUAUUCGCGUCAUGUUCAAGGCCACCAAUCCUCAGAAUAUUAGGAUGGCAUUCCAAUUCAGUGGCCAGGGAAUAGUUGCAAUACAACGCAUUCCACCCAAACCCAAUGUAUGUGAUAGGAAGACAGAGGUCUUCAGAAGGUCUUGCUUGAGCCAAUUGCUGGAGAAGGUUGACCUGACACAAGCCAGCGUUGAUUGCCUGACCUAUCUCAUGACCAACGAGUUUGUUGCUGACCACAGAGACGCCAUACUGCUAGUUAACAGAGCGUCAGCCCAGAGAUUUGGUGGCGGUGGCCACGCACAAGUUACAACACACACAAUGUUUGGUGCCAUGCCGGCAGGUAGACUGGGCACAUGCAAGCACUGUCAAGGGGGGUUGGUUUAUCAGUGAUGACAGGAUACGUCUUCUGUAAAGGGAUGGUGUGGUUGUGUUCUUGUCUUGUGUCGU
Physella acuta is the source of this 1325-nucleotide messenger RNA. RefSeq names its product kelch-like protein 24a. Gene Ontology annotation, molecular function: protein binding. NCBI's taxonomy places the organism in Eukaryota, Metazoa, Mollusca, Gastropoda, Physidae. The record is from RefSeq and is a predicted model, not a curated record.